This is a messenger RNA of Tachyglossus aculeatus (Australian echidna), 764 nucleotides long. RefSeq names its product neurexophilin 4 (gene NXPH4). Gene Ontology annotation, molecular function: signaling receptor binding. NCBI's taxonomy places the organism in Eukaryota, Metazoa, Chordata, Mammalia, Monotremata, Tachyglossidae. The annotation marks the transcript as partial. The transcript has a single exon. The record is from RefSeq and is a predicted model, not a curated record.
GGGGCCGGGGCCCGGGCGGGCCGGAGGCCGCCCGGAGCCGCCGUCAAAGCGACGCGGGUGAAGAAGCUGUUCGGCUGGGGCGACUUCUACCUGGGCGUCCACUCGCUCAAGUUCUCGCUGCUGGUGACCGGCAAGAUCGUGGACCACGUGAACGGCACCUUCAGCGUCUUCUUCCGCCACAACUCGUCCCGCCUGGGCAACCUGUCGGUGAGCCUGGUGCCGCCCUCCCGCCGCGUGGACCUGGGGCUGCUGCCGCUGCCGCUGCCGCCGCCGCCGCCGCCGCCUCCACCCCCUUCGCCCCCCGCUCCGCUGUCCCCGCCCGACGCCGCCCCGGCCCCCGCCGAGCCGCCGCCGCCGUCGCCCCCGGCGCCGGGCGGGGUCCGGGGCGAGCCGGGGCCGCUCGCGCCCGCGGGGGCCCCGGGGGGCCGGGACUCGCGCGCCUUCAACUGCCGCGUGGAGUACGAGCGGACGGACCGCGCGCGCCGGCACCGGCCCUGCCUGUACGACCCGUCGAGGCUCUGCUACACGGAGCACACGCAGAGCCAGGCCGCCUGGCGCUGCGCCAAGCCCUUCAAGGUCAUCUGCAUCUUCGUCUCCUUCCUGAGCCUCGACUACAAACUCGUGCAGAAGGUCUGCCCGGACUACAGCUUCCCCAGCGAGCGCCCGCGCUUCGGCUGACCCGACCGAGAGCACCCUGCCCCGGGCGCCUUCCUUCCCCAACGUCCUCCACCCCAGGGCCGCCCGGACGCCCCCCUUCCCCGCAC